This is a messenger RNA of Dendronephthya gigantea, 1132 nucleotides long. Its product is annotated as ribosome maturation protein SBDS-like. Bases 220 to 981 code for a protein of 253 amino acids. The record is from RefSeq and is a predicted model, not a curated record. Lineage: Eukaryota; Metazoa; Cnidaria; Anthozoa; Malacalcyonacea; Nephtheidae. The transcript has 6 exons. Gene Ontology annotation, biological process: cytosolic ribosome assembly; ribosome biogenesis.
ACUUCAAUUUUAUUAUCUCUAUGCUAAAUAUGACAGCUGGCGCUUUGUAGUGGAAGAAGUGAGGGUCCUAUUGGGUUAUGAAAUAUCUGUGUUUUAACAGCAUGCAGGUCAGAGUACAACUGGCGAGAUUCCGAGGUGAUGUGAAGAGUUGUACAAUGAAGAAAGGUCGAGGGAAGCAAGGUUAGGAUGAUCUGGACACGUGGAAGAAGAGGGUAAAAGAUGUCUAUUUUCACUCCUACAAACCAGGUUAAACUUACGAACGUUGCUGUGGUGCGACUUAAACGAAAGGGAAAGAGGUUUGAAAUCGCCUGUUAUAAAAACAAAGUUAUGUCUUGGCGUAACAAAGUAGAGAAAGAUUUAGACGAAGUUUUACAAACAGAUUCUGUGUUCAUGAACGUCUCCAAGGGACAAGUUGCAAAAAGGGAAGAUCUGAUCAGAGCUUUUGGGACAGAUGAUCAGACAAAGAUAUGUAUUGAAAUUUUAGCCAAAGGAGAACUGCAAGUAUCUGAGAAAGAAAGAAACAAUCAGUUGGAGUCGAUGUUUCGAGACAUAGCUACAAUAGUGGCUGAUAAAUGUGUGAACCCAGAGACGAAGAGACCUUACACUGUGGGUAUCAUUGAGAGAGCAAUGAAGGAUGUCCACUAUUCUGUUAUCACAACACGAAGUACUAAGCAGCAGGCGCUGGAAGUGAUCCGGCAGAUAAAAGACGCAGAGGUUAUGCCUAUAGACAGAGCACAGAUGCGAUUAAAACUAACAUUGCCUCAGAAAGAUGCUAAACAAGUCUUAGAAAAGUUACGAUCAAAUUUUACUAGUGUUGAAAGUGAAGAAUGGGAAGGUGACUUGGAAAUAGUUUGCUUGAUUGACCCUGGCUGUUUCCGAAUAAUCAAUGAAGUUAUGGCCGCUCAAACAAGAGGGAAAGGCACUCUGGAAGUUCUAAACUUAAAAGAGAUUGAAGAAGGAGAUGACAGACUGGAGAAUUAGGAAUCUGGGGUGUCAAGAACAACAGUUGUUGUAGAGAACAAUAGUUGGAGGCCAAGAAUCGAUUGGAGUUACAAUGAAUUUUUAUCAUAUAUAUUUAUGAUACUAAUUCCUGGUGUGAGUUUCCAUAUAAAUGCAAGGUUUUACAUCACAU